CCUUGAGACAAAAUAAGGAUUUCAGUCAAAAGUGACAAAUCCAAUGGCUUCUCAUGGCUCAAUCCUCAUCCUUGUGCUCCCUGUUGCCAUUGUUCCUAUGUUUAGUUUGGCAAAAGAGUACAUUGUUGGGGAUGAAACAGGGUGGACUAUAGCGUUUGAUUACCAAGCUUGGGCUCAGGGCAAGGACUUUCGCGGUGGAGACAAACUAGGUAAAGAUCUCAUUUCAAGAUAUCCUGAUGAUGAAAUCAAGGCUGAUCCUUUACCACCAAGCAAGCCGCGAAUGGAUCCAUUGAAUUAUGAAGGUCCAAUCAUACGAGCUAGAAGCAAGACAUUCAAGGCUGCCUUGUAUUCUUUCAUGAUCCACAAGGUUUACACCACUAUUGGUGCCCACAAUGUGUUCAGAGUGAACAGAACAGCCUUUCACAAUUGCAAUAUUCCACCACUGGACCAAGCUUUGGCUACUGGGAAUGAUACAAUUGUUUUAGCAACGCCUGGGAAAAAAUGGUAUAUAUGUGGAGUAGGCAAGCACUGUGAGGUUGGUGGCCAAAAACUUACUAUAACUGUGCAAUCUGAAGCUCCAGCUCCAUCUCCAAGCAUGGUGCCUUCUCCACUCGGUGGUAUGCUUGCCAGAAAGAGACUAUUCAUCAACUUUCUCAUGUGGGGAUAACUUGCAACAGGGACUUGGGUCGUGGUUUGAUUAGGGAAAUAGUACUGAUUCUUAAUAAAUGUUAUGUUGUAGGAGAUUUUGCUCUAGAUGAUCAAAUUCUAGUCAUUCAGUGCUAGUUAUAUAUAUUCUGAAACUCUGUAUCCAGCUUUCUAAUUGAUGAAACUUCUGAUAGCUGAAAUGUUUCCUCCACAUAGAAAAGAAAAGAAUUUAUCUAAUCUAUUACUCUUUGCCUCAUCAAUGUGAAGCUGCGGGUUAUA
Ricinus communis (castor bean) is the source of this 924-nucleotide messenger RNA. RefSeq names its product blue copper protein 1a. The coding region runs from base 44 to 667 and encodes 207 amino acids. Gene Ontology annotation, cellular component: plasma membrane. Gene Ontology annotation, molecular function: electron transfer activity. Lineage: Eukaryota; Viridiplantae; Streptophyta; Magnoliopsida; Malpighiales; Euphorbiaceae. The transcript is spliced from 3 exons. The record is from RefSeq and is a predicted model, not a curated record.